AUGUACGUGCCAGUGAUGACUACCUGUGGCCACAAUUAUUGUUAUGAUUGCCUUUCGAACUGGUUGGUAAGUAAUAACGCAAAUGAGCUGACAUGUCCACAAUGUCGCACUCCCUUGAAAGAUGCACCUUCCCUGAACUCAGCCCUACAAGAGCUCUUAAACACAGUUAUUGAGAUUUGCGGACUGAACGAUACCCAUGAUCUGCUAAGAGGACAGAGUAUUACUCAAUACAAGGAGGAUUACGAAAAUGAGACUUUAUUCAAAAACGUCUUCAAAAACACCGCCGUAGCGGUUGUUGACGACGACGAUGGCGUAGCGAGAUGCAGUAACUGCCAUUGGGAAGUUGAAGGUGAUGUAUGUCCUCAUUGCAGUGCAAGGAUGAGAAACCGAUCGCGCGAAUACGACGAAGAUGAGGACGAGGAAGCGCUCUCUGAUACAUCUGAACAUGAUCUGGCCACUCUUCGAAGUCACGGUCACCAUACCCUGCCUGGGGAGAGCGAUGAGUCCGAUAGUGACUACGACAGCGAGGAGCCGAGCAGUCACGCAGCUCGACAUCGUUUUGCGCCAUUCGGGAGUGCCAGAGAUAUCUUGAAUCGCAUCAAUGCACAGGACCGCAGGCACAUAUCAGGAGAUGAGGAUGACAUGGGAUCCGACUUAGACUCUUUUAUUGACGACGACGACCAGGAUGACCUUCAUUCCAGAAGAACUGACCCUAACGAGUAUGACGAUCCUAGUUCGAUUCGAAAAGGAAAAACUACUUCCCAUGGGCCAAUUUUGUUAAGUUCAAGUGAAGACGAGGAUGAAAGCGAAGGGGAUGAGGAGCAUAUACGUCUUACCCAGGAAUUCGAGAACUCAGUUCGCAACUCUCACCCUGAGGUUGGCGGGAGCGAUGAUAUUGACGAAGAAGGAGAAGAAGAAGAAGAAGAGCCUAAUAGCGAUUAUUGGGAACACCAUGAUGGCGGUGGGUUUGUGAGCGGAGACAGUCUGGACAUGGAGGACAUUGACCGCGCUCAGAGAAAGACGAUGGCGAAGAAACGCAGGUUUCGAGUAGUCGAUGACACCGAUGACGAAGAAUAA
Molecule: messenger RNA, 1077 nt
Organism: Lachancea dasiensis
Lineage: Eukaryota; Fungi; Ascomycota; Saccharomycetes; Saccharomycetales; Saccharomycetaceae
Source: the annotation of a GenBank genome assembly